AUGCAAUCGUUAUCGUUAAGUAGUAGCAAGAGUUUGGCGGGAUUACGGUUGGUGGGUGAGGAAACGAGGGUGAAGAGAAGGAGUAGCAAUUGCGUAAUUGUGGCAUGCGGUAAUAAUUCGGAUAAAGAGACUCCAACCUCGUUUCUGUCUCGGACCCAAACCUACGCUCUCUUGAAACAACAAAUGGAAGUAGCUGCUAAAUCAGAGGAUUACAAGGAAGCUGCUAGGAUUCGAGAUUCGCUUAGGUUAUUUGAACAAGAAGAGCCUGUUUUAAGGUUGAGGAGGUUAAUCAAGGAAGCAAUUGCCGAUGAGAGAUUCCAGGAUGCAGCUAGUUAUCGUGACGAGCUAAAAAGAAUUGCUCCGCACUCUUUUUUAAAAUGUUCCAGUGAUGCUACAACGUUGGGAGUCAGGGUUCAAGUAAGGAGUGUAUAUAUAGAAGGCAGAAGUCAGCCUUCAAAGGGGCUAUAUUUUUUUGCAUACAGAAUAAGAAUUACCAAUAACUCAGAUGACACAGUUCAACUUCUAAGAAGGCAUUGGAUUGUAACCGACGCUAAUGGGAAAUCAGAAAAUGUAUGGGGGAUUGGUGUUGUUGGUGAACAGCCAGUACUUCUUCCUAGGACUAGUUUUGAGUACUCUUCUGCAUGCCCAUUAAGCACAUCAAAUGGUAGAAUGGAAGGUGAAUAUGAGAUGAUCCAUGUUGAUAAAGUAGGCUCACGUUCAUUUAAUGCGGUCAUUGCCCCCUUUUCUCUCGCUUUGCUAGGAGAUGAUGACUGUAAUACUAUUUGA
Molecule: messenger RNA, 786 nt
Organism: Vicia faba (fava bean)
Lineage: Eukaryota; Viridiplantae; Streptophyta; Magnoliopsida; Fabales; Fabaceae
Source: the annotation of a GenBank genome assembly